GGACGACUACCAGCUGGUUCGAAAGCUCGGGCGGGGGAAGUACAGCGAGGUCUUCGAGGCCAUCAACAUCACCAACAACGAGAGGGUCGUCGUGAAGAUCCUCAAGCCAGUGAAGAAAAAGAAGAUAAAACGUGAGGUUAAGAUUCUGGAGAAUUUACGUGGUGGCACCAACAUCAUUAAUCUGAUUGACACUGUCAAGGAUCCAGUGUCAAAGACCCCUGCUCUGGUGUUUGAGUACAUCAAUAACACAGAUUUUAAGCAACUGUACCAGAUCCUGACAGACUUUGAUAUUCGGUUUUAUAUGUAUGAGCUGCUGAAGGCCCUGGAUUACUGUCACAGCAUGGGAAUCAUGCACAGGGACGUCAAACCCCACAACGUCAUGAUAGACCACCAACAGAAAAAGCUGCGACUCAUAGACUGGGGUCUGGCCGAAUUCUACCAUCCAGCUCAGGAAUACAAUGUCCGUGUGGCCUCUAGGUACUUCAAAGGACCGGAGCUCCUUGUGGACUACCAAAUGUAUGACUACAGCUUAGACAUGUGGAGCUUAGGCUGUAUGCUGGCAAGCAUGAUCUUCCGAAAGGAGCCCUUCUUCCAUGGCCAGGACAAUUAUGACCAACUGGUUCGCAUCGCAAAGGUCCUGGGCACAGAUGAGCUGUAUGGGUAUCUCAAGAAGUACCACAUAGAACUGGACCCGCACUUCAAUGAUAUCCUGGGCCAGCAUUCCCGGAAGCGCUGGGAGAACUUCAUCCACAGUGAGAACAGACACCUGGUCAGUCCUGAAGUCUUAGACCUCCUCGACAAGCUCCUGCGAUAUGACCAUCAACAGAGGCUGACCGCCAAGGAGGCGAUGGAGCACCCCUAUUUCUAUCCAGUGGUAAAGGAGCAGUCCCAGCCCAGCUCAGAAAACGCUGUGCUCUCCAGUGGCCUGACAACAGCGCGAUGAAGACUGGAAAACAACGGGUCUGAUGCUGUUGCUCAGAAUGAGAACCAACUCAAACAUCUUAUCAGUCCAUGUAGAGCGACGGUGGGCAGACUGUGCGGCGUGGGCAGGGCUGAGAGUGGGGCAGCUGUCUCUAUCAUCACAGCCCCUCCUUCCAAGUGUUAAAGGUUCUUCUGCCUUUGGUUUCUUGUUGAGCUCGUCCUGGCCCAGAAAGAGUGGAACCAUGAAGGGCUUGCAAAGCAGUUGUUGAUUAGUUGUUCCUUCCUCUGCUCUGGCUCUUCCCAACCUUUGAUGGACCACGGUUACCCAGCUUGCGCCUGUCUCUGACAGGACAUGGGGGUGGCAGGGGAUGUAGUAUCACAAUGAACGGUUCUGUAUUAUAAUAAAAAUAAUUCUAUAUUGUUGAA
Molecule: messenger RNA, 1347 nt
Organism: Calidris pugnax (ruff)
Lineage: Eukaryota; Metazoa; Chordata; Aves; Charadriiformes; Scolopacidae
Gene: CSNK2A2
Product: casein kinase 2, alpha prime polypeptide
Exons: 11
Coding region: 302-943 (213 amino acids)
Biological process (GO): protein phosphorylation; regulation of chromosome separation
Cellular component (GO): protein kinase CK2 complex; nucleus; cytosol
Molecular function (GO): ATP binding; protein serine/threonine kinase activity
Source: RefSeq, a predicted model, not a curated record